Molecule: messenger RNA, 1644 nt
Organism: Periophthalmus magnuspinnatus
Lineage: Eukaryota; Metazoa; Chordata; Actinopteri; Gobiiformes; Gobiidae
Gene: and2
Product: actinodin2
Exons: 5
Coding region: 13-1644 (543 amino acids)
Source: RefSeq, a predicted model, not a curated record
CAAAACUAGAAAAUGGCGCAACUAUCUGCAAUCCACACAAUAGUACUCCUAGGGCUUGUUGUGUUGCCAGAGUUGCUGAGGGCUGUGCCAGUCAAGCAUGAAGCUGAACAAGUUCCUGCAGUGUCUGAGGAUGUGAAGGAGGAGGUGCUGUCUAACCUGAAGAAGCUGGUUCGUGACAGGAGACAUGUCCCGGGCGUGUUCGCUGUGCCUCAGUUCAAACGGCUCCCCGACUUCUGGGGCUGGUAUAAGUACUUCAUGGACACUCACAACCAGGAGGGAGUGGAGGAUUUGGACCGCUUAUACGUGGCCUACCUGCAGAAUAAGCACCGCUCUGAGGAAGGCCCCACCUUUAACCACUACCUGGCCCACUUGAGCGAGAUCUAUAAGAACUGCGCCAACUCCGAUGACCCAGAAUGCAUCGCGGAGUCCACCAGCAAACCCAAGGCUGCUGUGGUCAUGCCCAGCCCAAUCAAAUCCGCUGCCGUCCAUCUCUGCAACCCAUACAUUGACCCUUACUGUCUGUACCCUCUCCUGCCGCACGCUGCUGCGCCUGCUGAACCUGAACCUGAACCUGCCCCCGCACCUGUCAAAGCCCCUGCCCCCAUCCUCACCCCCUUCCUCCCCAUGCCCCUCAGAUCCCACACGGGCUACUACCACUACGCCCCUGUCUUGGAGCCAUUUUUGAACGCAGAGCAACGAGCAGAACUUCUCAGAAUUUGCAAUCCCGAAGAUGUUGAGUGCCUUCAGUAUCACUUAAGAGCUGCAUAUGGAUACCGCCCCGCACCUGGACCAUUCCCAUCCUAUGCCGCCCUCAAAUGCGACCCCAAGGACCCCUACUGCAUGCCCCUUCUGGUCCAGAAAGCUCCCACAGGUUACUACCACCUCAUGUACCCGGGAUGCGACCCAAAUGUUGACCCUCUCUGCGUAGUCAACGUUGCAGCCCCUCUGACCUCCGGCGAAGCACCAAAAGAGCAGCAUUGUAAUCCACUUUUUGAUGCUGGCUGCAAUCCACUCACCGCCACCAAGCUGUCCGGUCUGACCAAGCCCGUCCUAGAGUACCCCAUGAAGGAUGCCCCCGCGGAUCCUGCUCCGGUCGCUGCUGCUGCGUACAAAGGUGCCCCCCUGUCGUGCGACCCUCGCGUGGACCCAUACUGCCUCCUGACCGUGGCCGCCGCCCUGCGCAGACCACCUCCACAGAUCCCCGAGCAUCAGGUCCGCUACCAGCUGGGGGUCCCGGGCAAGACCAAGGAGGGCUACGAUUGCUACGUCCACUACGACAAAGACUGCACCCCCCUGGAUACUGCAACCAAAGGCGAUCUACAGGCCCCUCCCAAACCGUUCUGCCACCCCUUCGACCCAAAUUGUGGUAAGUUUGUAGUCCCACCUGGCACCGCGUCCAAAACUAUCAAAGAUGGUAUUAUUUUCCCUGAUCCACACUGUGAUCCUGAAUACGACUACAACUGCCGUCUGCGGAAGGUUGAGUCCGAACCUCAAGCUGAUAGCCCCGCUCCUGAAGCCGAUAGUCCAGCCCCUGCAGAUGAGCAAGCUGCCCCGUUGGCUGAGGAGAAACAAGCUGUAGCAGAUGACCCCAGCCCAUCGUCAUUUGAUGAGUUUCUGAAAGGUGUGAUAAGCAAAAGCCAAUAG